AUGGCGGCCAUCAAGCCAAUAUGGCGGCGAACCACCGGCCCACUGAAGCGCUCCAGUCCCAACACCACCACCACCACCAGCAGCACCCCCCACACCCCCACCCCCACCCGCUUCCACCACCUCGUCCCGCUCCUCGAGUCGCCCUGCGCCGGCGCCGACUACGCCUCCGCCGUCUUCGCGCAGCGCCACGAAGCCAACCCCAACGAGCUGUGCUUCGACCUGCUCUUCGUCGCCAACCUCGCCACCUUCACCGCCUACCACACGGUCGACGACUCGGCGUCGCUCGCGGCGUACGUCGGCUUCUUCGCCAUCCUGUGGGCGACGUGGUUCCAGAUCACGCUGCACGACGUGCGCUUCGCGCGCGACAGCGUCUACGAGCGCGCGUGCAAGGUGCUGCAGUUCGGCGCGUUCGUGGGGUUGGCGCUGGCGGGGAGCAAGUUCGAGCCGGUGGAGGAUGCGACGAGCGGGAAGAAGGGCGGGGAGGGCAGGGCGAAUUAUAGGGUGCUGUGUUGGGUUUUGGUGGGGAGUAGGGGGAUGUUGGCGGCGCAGUAUUUGUUGGUGGGGGUGGCGGUGGCGAGGAGGAGGUUUAGUAUGUUGUAUGCGCCGUUGGCGUUGAAUGUGGGCGUGUAUGCGGCGGCGGCGGUGAUUUUCGGGGUGAUGACGCGGUCGUUCAGGGAGGGGGCGGAGCCGGCGGAGGCGUGGGUGUAUUGGAUGUGGUGGGUGGUGUUGUUUGUGGAGGGGGUCAGCACGAUUGCCAUUUCGUGCUGUUGGCGGGCGUUGAGCUUCAAGAAGACGCACUUGGUGCACCGGAUGGGGGAGCUGACGCUGAUUGUCAUCGGCGAAGGCGCGAUUGGGGUGACGAAGACGGUCAGUAAGAUGAUGGGGAAGUCGGGGGUGGAUUGGCAGGGGACGCUGCUUGUGGGGUGCAUUGUUCUGACGCUGGUCUUCCUCUACCUGACGUACUUCGACAACCAGCCGCACGACCACUACGGCACCAUCCGCCAGCAGAUCUGGGCGCUCCUGCACUUCCCGUUCCAGCUCGCCGUCGUGGGCAUCGGCGAGGGCAGCCAGCACCUCGCGCUCGCGCGGUACAUCAUGGGCAGCAUCGACAAGCUCGAGCACAAGAUCGUGCAGUACUGCGUCGACGAGGGGCUCGAGGGCGACAAGCUGGUCGACAAGCUGAGCACGGCCAUCAAGUACUACCAGCUCGACAAGAAACCCGAGUGCUACCGCGAAGUGCUCAACAUCGCCACCCUGCUGGAGACGCUGCGCAACUCGACCGGCAUCUGCGCCCCCGCCUACACCGCGACCUUCCCAUCCGCCGACUGGGCCCACGACUACCCGCCCAAGUUCGAGGAGCUCAUCACCCAAGUCGGCAGCGGCGUCACCAUGGCGGCGGGCAUGAAGAUCCCCAUGGACGAGGAGCCGUGGGCGGUGCUCCAGCACUCGUGGCGCAUCGUCUACAUGUACUACUGGGGCGCGCUCUUCGUCCUCUUCGCGUGCCUCAUCGUCUUCCUCGGCCUGAUCCGCACGCGGCGCGCGCGCUUCGACCUCUUCGACGCCACCAGCAUCGGCAGCCGCGUCGCCAUGCUCAGCCUCUGCCUCGUCUUCGGCUGCCUCGGCAUCGUCGCGCGCUCCGACACGCCCGGCAUCAGCAUGUUCACCUCGACCCUCGCCAACGACCACCGCUACCACGGCGAGCUGUACAAGCGCUUCCUCGCCUCGGGCGGCGUCCUGCCCACCGGCACCGCCAUGAUCGGCCUCACCCUCGUCCUCGACUACUCCGCCCGCACCGUCUGCAACCACCGCAUGCGCAAGCAGGGCUACGAGCCGCCGCCCCUCCAAGCCGCGCACGGCCACAGCGACGACGACGACAAUGACAACGCCGCCGCCGCCGCCCUGCCGCACGAAUACCACCACCCGCAGCGCCCUCCGCACCACCGCCACAGCAGCAGCGUCGGCAGCGGCAAGAUGAUCCUCGCGGGCGAGGUCGACGACGUGGACGAGGUGCUGGCCAAGCGCCGCAUGCAGGUGCGCGAGAGCAAGGCGCUCGGCUUCCGCAGGCAGGAGGCGCCGCGGCCGGCGAGCGCGAUUUUGUUGCUGGGCAAGUUUGCGGCGGGGCUGUCCAUCGUGCGGGAUGUCAAGGAGGAGGACGAGGAGGACGAGGACGAGAAGAGGCGGAAUAAGCAGCAGCGGCGGCCCGAUGGUGCGAGGAGGUCGAGUAGUGGGGCGACGUUGACGAAUGAGCCGGAGGAUGAGGCUGGGGCUGGGCUGAGGAGGGUGCAGAGCAGUGAGACGGGGUAUAUGGGGCAUAGGUAUCAUAGUGUUCGGGAUGAGGAGCAGCCGUAUUAG
Diplodia corticola is the source of this 2352-nucleotide messenger RNA. Its product is annotated as low temperature requirement a protein. Lineage: Eukaryota; Fungi; Ascomycota; Dothideomycetes; Botryosphaeriales; Botryosphaeriaceae. The coding region runs from base 1 to 2352 and encodes 783 amino acids. The record is from RefSeq and is a predicted model, not a curated record. The transcript has 3 exons.